Molecule: messenger RNA, 687 nt
Organism: Sphenostylis stenocarpa
Lineage: Eukaryota; Viridiplantae; Streptophyta; Magnoliopsida; Fabales; Fabaceae
Source: the annotation of a GenBank genome assembly
AUGUUUCGUCAAACUCCGUAUCGAAACUUGUUUGCUUGGACUGCUUUGAUUUCCGGGUUGGUGCAGAGUGGGAAUGGUUUUGACGCGUUUCACAUGUUUGUUGAAAUGCGGCAUGACGGGGUUAGUGUUACAGACCCGUUGGUUCUUUCCAGUGUGGUUGGUGCUUGUUCUAAUCUAGCUCUUUGGGAGCUGGGUAAACAGAUGCACGACUUGGUUAUAGCCCUUGGCUAUGAGUCUUGCUUGUUUAUAAGCAAUGCACUUGUAGAUAUGUAUGCCAAAUGCAGUGACCUUGUUGCUGCAAAGUAUAUCUUCUCUGACAUGUGCAAAAAGGAUGUGGUUUCUUGGACUUCAAUAAUAGUUGGCAGCGCCCAACAUGGGCAGGUUGAGGAGGCUCUGGGUCUGUAUGAUGGCAUGGUUUUGGCUGGACUUAAGCCAAAUGAGGUGACCUUUGUUGGGUUGAUUCAUGCAUGUAGUCAUGCUGGCCUGGUUAGCAAGGGCAGGGCUUUGUUCAGGUCUAUGGUUGAAGAUUACGGAAUUACGCCCUCCCUUCAACACUAUACUUGUUUGUUCGAUCUUUUAAGUCGAUCAGGGCACCUUGAUGAGGCUGAGAGUCUCAUUAGAACUAUGCCAGUCUACCCUGAUGAAGAAACACAGGAGCUGAAGCCACCAUCAUGGCUAGAGGGCUGA